Molecule: messenger RNA, 2566 nt
Organism: Esox lucius (northern pike)
Lineage: Eukaryota; Metazoa; Chordata; Actinopteri; Esociformes; Esocidae
Product: free fatty acid receptor 2
Exons: 2
Coding region: 94-1095 (333 amino acids)
Biological process (GO): G protein-coupled receptor signaling pathway; cellular response to fatty acid
Cellular component (GO): plasma membrane
Molecular function (GO): G protein-coupled receptor activity
Source: RefSeq, a predicted model, not a curated record
CUUCAAGUACAUACAAUUGACAAAUCAUUUACUGAAGUUAGUUUACCAUUUGAUGCCUUGUGUGUGUCAGUGUGGUUUUGCUGUCUAAGAAUAAUGACUGAGGUGGAUAUCUUGAAGAGUUAUGGCCACAGCAGCCUAGUGCUGGUGGUCUAUAUCAUCACCUUCCUGAUUGGUUUCCCAGCCAAUGUUGUGGCCUUCUACACCUUCAGCAAGAAGGUGAGGCAGAAAGCCACACCUAUUGACAUCCUGCUCCUCAACUUAAGCAUCUCAGACCUCAUCUUCCUGCUCUUCCUGCCUUUCAAGAUGCAAGAGGCAAUGGACAAAAUGAUAUGGAACAUGCCAUACUUCCUUUGUUCAUUGACCAGCUUCAUCUUCUACACCACCAUCUACAACAGCACCUUCUUUCUGACCGCCAUUAGCGUUGAGCGCUACCUGGGGGUGGCCUUCCCCAUCCAGUACAAACUCAAAAGACGGCCUUUGUAUGCCAUGGUGGCCAGCAUCUUCUUCUGGGUGAUCUCCAUGGCACACAUCAGUAUUGUCUACAUCAUGCAAUACUUUGACCAAUCCAACACCAACUUCAACCAGACAGAACCAAUGUGUUACCUGACGUUCAGUGAAAAGCAGCUUCAGGUCCUAAUGCCUGUUCGUCUGGAGCUCUUCCUUGUUCUAUUCUGUGUUCCCUUCCUCAUCUGCUGCUUCUGCUACAUCAACUUUGUACGGAUCCUUUCCCAUCUGCCCAAUGUCAGUCCAAGGAAACGCAUGCGGGCCAUUGGCCUGUCUCUGGGGACUCUGCUGGUGUUCAUUGUGUGCUUUGCACCCUACAAUGUGUCACACGUGGUGGGGUUUGUCAAUUGGGUGAGUCCACCUUGGAGGAUCUACGCACUCUUGUCCAGUACCAUCAACGCCAGCCUUGACCCCAUCAUCUUCUACUUCUCCUCGUCGGCCCUCAGGAAUACCUUCCACAACCUCUUUAAGAAGUCGGUGGAGAGGAUGCAGAGGUUGUGCGGCUGCCCUAAGGCUCUCUCAUGCUCCAUUACAUCUUGUUCCAGAUCUCAGAGGGAGAGCACACAAUGCUCCAAUGACAGCUCGUUAUAGUGUAGACAGAGAUGUUGGACACUUUUUUUUUAGGGAUGCAAGAUUAAUCGAGUUAUGAUCAAAAUUGGGGUGUUGAAAUCCAUCUUGUGAUCUUCUGCAAAAAAAAUACUGGCAAAUGAGACGUGGGUCAGCUGUGUAGUUUAUCAGUCAUCAGAUUAUCUUGCUGGUGGUCCAUCAAAACUGCUGUACCCCAGUAGAGAUCGGGACCCAUCUUUGCCAUUUUUGUUUUAGUAGUAUAUUAGCUGGACACAUCCCAUAAUUCUUUGCAAUAAGUGCCAACCACAGACUGUGUAGUAUAGGCCACCUGGAAAGUGGGCUGAUAUAAGAUAUACUUUAUUUUCUCCUUAAACAAGACUUCGUUUUUAUGAUUCUUUCCAAUUUACAUUGUUUUGUUAAAAUGUUUGAUGGUUUUUCAAUGUUAACGUAAGGUCAAACAACAACUGCUGGCAAAUAUGUUUGUUUUAAGAUAGGAAGUGUCUCUGAGAUGUCCCACAUACACAACAACAUGGUUUUUAAGAGACUCAAAGAUGGUGCCUGCGGACAUACUUGAUAUCUGAGAAACCAUUGGUCAAGGGGUGAGAAGAUUUGUGUAACUUCAGGCAAAGGCACAAACAUAGCAAAUGUCAUUGAAUAAGCUAUGUAUGAUUACACUUGUUUGCACUUAAUUUUUACUUUUUUAGGCUAUGAUUUCUUUGUUCUAAGUGUUUGGAAUUGUCAUUUCUAAUCUUAAUUGCAAUAUUUGGCACAAUUCAAUAUACUAUCCAAAUUGUGAGGCCUAAGAAUAAAUUGCAAUAACACUUAAAUCUCUUUCGUAAGAAAAGCAUUUCUUGCAGCAUAAUGCCUUCGGGAAUUAUUUCAAGUUAUGUCACGUAGUCUCUAAAAAGAUUUCACAAAAAUGGGAUGCAAUAGUUUGCAUAAUACCCCCUGUUUGCACAAAUGUGUUUAUGUUGUAAGUAUGGGUUUGUUUGUAUUGAAACUUGAUUUAGCAAUAGAUUACACUGACAGAACUUUCAGUAUGCAAAACUGGGUAAAACAGAAAGUUGACGAUCAGCUCAUUAUUUUCUUAUUUUAUAUCUAAAUGAACAAUUGUAUUAUUUUACCAAUUCCUCUGAUGCAUUUGAUAAGUGAAGACAACUUUCUGAGAAAAAGCUAAAGCAGAAGAAAUGACUAAAGGAAGUUGGCGUAACUUUCUGGUCAAUCAAUGUAUCUGUGUUUUGUUAUUUGUAACUUUCUGUGGAUCCCAUAAAAACUGCCUGUUGCUUCGGCUGGAGUUAAUGGGGAUCAAAAUCAAUAGAUUACAUUUCAAAGUAAGUAGAAACUGUAAUCAGUAGAAACUCAAAAAUGUGCCUAGUAAACAAUAAGCCUGCUAAUGUGUUUUCAGUAAAUAUGUACUUGUACUUGGUAAAUGUCAAUAAAUAGGAAGGAAGUUUUUUUUAAAUGUUGAAGUCAUUAAAAAGUUAAAACUUUUAAA